Rhinichthys klamathensis goyatoka is the source of this 589-nucleotide messenger RNA. RefSeq names its product neurexin-2-beta-like. Lineage: Eukaryota; Metazoa; Chordata; Actinopteri; Cypriniformes; Leuciscidae. The annotation marks the transcript as partial. The record is from RefSeq and is a predicted model, not a curated record. The transcript has 3 exons.
GAGCGUGGGAAGGUCGGCGUGAUCUUUAACGUGGGGACGGAUGAUAUCGUCAUCGAGGAGGCCGGCGUGAUGGUGAGCGACGGGAAGUAUCAUGUGGUGCGAUUCACUCGCAGUGGCGGGAACGCUACACUACAGGUGGACAAUCUGCCCGUGAUCGAGCGCUUCCCUUCAGGGAACUUUGAUAAUGAACGGCUGGCUAUUGCUAGGCAAAGAAUCCCGUACCGACUCGGUCGGGUAGUUGACGAAUGGCUACUCGACAAAGGUCGGCAGCUGACGAUCUUCAACAGCCAGGCGUUCAUUAAAGUGGGCGGCGGAGAAAAGGGUCGUAACUUCCAGGGUCAGAUCUCGGGUCUGUAUUAUAACGGCCUGCAGGUGCUGAAGCUGGCGGCCGAGGGCGACCCGAACGUUCAGGUGCAGGGGAACCUGCGUCUGGUGGGAGACGUGCCCUCGGUGAUGACGACCGACACCACCUCCACCACUCCACUCGCAGACAUGUCCACCACCAUCAUGGAGACCACCACCACCAUGGCCACCACCACCACACGCAAGCAGCGCUCGCCCACCAUGAGGGACAGCGUCACGCAGGUCA